CACACACAGAUCAGGAGAGAGAGAGAGAGAGAGAGAGAGAGAGAGAGAGAUACAGCCAUAGGAGGAGAUGAGAUUGUAAGACCAAGACAGCAGGCAGGAAGGCAGGCAGGCUGUGCGUCAGCCGGCGCUCCAUAGGGAAACAUGGAGACAAGCAGGAGAUGCUGAAGAGGACAGAACACACCAUAACAGGAUCAUACAGAUGGAUGUUAUUUCAUCAAGCAGGCAACCUGAAGGCAACAGAGGAUAAACCACUUAUGGACGCAGUGGAUUAAAGACCUACAGACAGACUGAGAGAGGGAGAGGGAAUAUAGGGAAGGAGAAAUUAAUUAAUUCACUUGUUUAUUUUCAUUGUCUGUGUGUGCGCACUUGCUGUCAGAAAGACUGUGUGUGUGCCUGUGUACGGUGUGUGCGUGCAUAAGGCAGGAAACUGCAUUGCUGCUCCCCAGCACCACAGGAUAGACAAAAAAAGAAGGCAGCCGAGCAGAUUACCUUAUGUGUUUUCCCCAUUUUUCUGUCUCUAUGCAUGUGUGUGUUCCUUCGCUGUGCAACCAGGCACAGUAUGUGUGUCUGUGUGUGUGAAGGCUGAGAAUAAGAAGAGGAUGGUGAAGUGAGCUGCAGAUUCUGACUUUAAAUAGUCUUUAAAUUGUCUUUCUUUUUUUUUUUUUUUGGUCUGAUCAUCGGGACCGAGCUUAAGAAACAGAAUAUUUCUCUUUUUAUUUCUUUCUUCAUCACACAACAUGUUACAGCAUCGGUGCUGAUCAGAGAGCCUAAGGGUGGCUUCUAUGCUGGAGGCUUGGAGGUUUGAAGGGCUGCCACCCGGGACACUUCUCGGCUCUACACCCCAGGGAGGUGUAGGCAUCAUCAGGUAGGAGGCAGCUGAACGCGGGGGUCUGAGCGGAAAGCAGGACAGGAGUAGGAGUAAGAGUUGUGCGCGUGUGUCGUGGACUGUGUAGGCAGGCCGAUGGCCGGCCGGUGGAACUGCCUGAUGGUUUAAACUCCUGCUGAGAGAGGAUAAUGGCAGUUCUGGGCCCACUCUCGUCCUCUCUCACCUGCAUCUUCCACAGCAAAGCUGGAAAGUGCUACAAGGAGCCCACUAAGAGGAUGGUGUGAACAGUCUCACCAUUUCCCUCCACGCCGGGAAACCCUGACACCCCUGUGAGGGGGCCACGUUUUGUUGUUCACCUUGUUUCUCCUUCCUCUUCUCCAAACCAGCUGAAAACAAGGGGUGGCGUUGCUUGAUUUGUGUGGGAGUUCUCUCACUCUCCUCAUCCUCACCCCUGACCUCACCUACCUCCAAACUGAGCUCCAUGGACUGGUUUUAGCACCAACCUGUCCUUUUUUCUCCCUUCGUUUUCUUUUUCUUUACUUUUUCUUUUUGUCGAGGCUUCAGGGGAAUUGCCAAGACCUGUUUCAUGCAUGUCCACUGGCGGCAGGUUCAACUUUGACGAUGGGGGGUCAUACUGCGGAGGGUGGGAGGAGGGCAAGGCACACGGGCACGGGAUCUGCACGGGACCCAAGGGCCAGGGCGAGUACUGCGGUUCCUGGGCCCAUGGCUUCGAGCUGCUGGGCGUCUACACUUGGCCUAGUGGGAACACCUACAAGGGCACCUGGGCUCAGGGCAAGAGACACGGUGUGGGCGUCGAGAAUAAAGGCCGCUGGGUGUACAAGGGCGAGUGGACGCACGGCUUUAAGGGACGCUACGGCGUGCGGGAGAGCACGGGGACCAGCGGAAAGUACGAGGGGACUUGGAACAAUGGGCUGCAGGACGGAUACGGAACAGAGACGUAUUCAGAUGGAGGAACAUUCCAAGGCCAGUGGGUUGGCGGGAUGCGGCAUGGCUACGGAGUUCGCCAGAGUGUCCCAUAUGGCAUGGCGGCCGUCAUCCGCUCCCCACUCCGUACUUCCAUAAACUCUCUCCGCUCCGGUUCGGAGCACAGCAAUGGUACAGCUCUGCUGGACCGGACCGGGGCGGUGGUUCCUGGUCCUCCUCCUGUUCCUGGCACUUUGACCACCAGCGUCUCCAUGUGCAGCACGGGCAGCAGCGGCAGCAGCCCCGCUGUGUCUCGGGGAGGUUUUGUGCUGACGGCACACAGCGAGGCUGAGCUGCUGAAGGGUAAGAGAAAAGGCGGGCUGUUCCGGAGAUCCAUCCUGUCUGGGCUCAAGCUGAGGAAGUCAGAGUCCAGGAGCUCCCUGGCCUCCCAGAGGUCCAAACAGAGUUCGUUCAGGAGCGAGGCUGGGAUGAGUACUGUGUCCUCUGCUGCAUCUGAUAUCAACUCCACAAUCAGUCUUGGAGAUGCAGAUGCAGAGUUGGCCGUUGCAGAUGACGAUGUGGAUGCCACGGCAACAGAGACCUACUGCGGGGAGUGGAAGAACGACAAGCGGACAGGAUUCGGUGUGAGUCGGCGGUCUGAUGGGCUGCAGUACGAGGGGGAGUGGCUUAGCAACAAACGCCACGGCUACGGCUGCACCACGUUUCCUGAUGGCACAAAAGAGGAAGGGAAGUACAAACAGAACAUCUUGGUGAGCGGCAAAAGGAAGAACCUGAUCCCUCUCCGGGCCAGUAAGAUCAGAGAGAAGGUGGACCGAGCCGUGGAGGGAGCACAGAAAGCAGCCGACAUUGCCCAGCAGAAGGCUGAGAUCGCCUUGUCCAGGACGGCUCAUGCACAGGGUAAAGCCGAGGCAGCAGUAGGAGCAGCUCAGAAAGCCCAGGAGGAGAGUCGCAUGGCGAGGGUCACCGCCAAGCAGUUCUCCCCUUCGUUCCAGCACCCAGGAAAUGGCAUGGAGGUGCAGCGUCCCAAACGUCAGGUGUCCAGCGAGGUGGAGGGUGAGGGGUUGUCGAGUAGCGCUGGCACCGCUGACAGCCCCGACCUUUAUGUAAAGAGCGCGGGCUCCGACGACCCAUCUAACGACGCCGCCACCCCUGAUCUCAGCCCUCCUUCUUCUUCACCGCCCCACACCCCUCCUCCCCCUGCCAGGCCGUCCCAACGGAGCAAGAGUGCCCGCUUCCACCGACAGAGUGCCGUGGACCACGGGGACAAGGGGAAGGACGGAGGAGAAAGGGGUGAGAAAGGUGGUGGAGGAGGGCAGACGGAGAUCCAGGUGUUGAUGGAGGGAGGAAGUGGGGGAGGUGAAAGUGGAGGAGGAGGGAAGGGGGAGUACACGCGGGCCAACAGCUGGAGCGAAGACAAGCGGAGAGGGAUAUUGUCGAAAGGAGGAGGUGUGCUCAGCGGACGAGGAGCGAGCCGCACCAAUGGACACAAACACAGCUCCUCCAAUCACAAGGCCCGGGAGCACGGAUCGUCCAAUCACAGACAGGCCAGAGGGGACAGGUGGACAGAGUCGUCCUCGUCUGCGUCUUGGACGUCGGGGCGCAGGGGCGUGCACGGUAGGGGAGGCCGGCUACUGGAGCAGGAUGAGGAGAAAAUAAGCAAUUAUGAGAUGGAGAUGAAGCCUUUACAGCCCAGAGACUCCACUACCCACAAGCCCCAUGGGCCCGGGGAGGAGAGGCCUGGGCAUAGUCAUGCUCAUGGAGAGGAGCGGCCGCACACCGUGCAACGACAGAGGCAUAAGAACCGUGAAGGGGGAGAAGAAAAGGAGAGGAGGGAAGGGGGGAAAGACUCAGCGCACAAGCUGGGGGAAAAGAUGGAUUCACGGCCUCUACGUCGGGACCUCACUCUCUCCCCCCCGCUGAAGUCCUCCCCCAUCACACCGGAGCAGCAGGACCACAGCCUCAUGCAGAGCAAAGGCAACCCGGCCUACAGCUCUUUCCUGGUUGUCAUGGUGAUUUUGCUCAACAUUGGAGUGGCUGUUUUGUUUAUCCACUUUUUUAUUUAAAGACAGCACAGCUUUCCAAGUCAGCCCAUCGUUACAACAACUAGAAAUUCAUAUGAGUAUUACGACGACUCUGCUUUCGUUUUCCUGGCGGUUCCUGGACUGCAACCGGCUGAAAGAAGACAAGGUCCAAGGAGGGCUCCACCAAUAUUUGGGCUAAAGGUAGCUAAGCCGGGCUAACCUCGCCUAAGCUUGGUCCAGUCGUUUUGGAAGAGACGCGGAAGUGGACAAAAGAGGGGUAAACCAGUCCAGGUAACUGGACUACAGGGAGAUAAUAUAGUCCAGAAACUGGACUAAAGUGAGCUUCAGUAGUUCACACACAGACUCAAAUGGGCUGAACCGGUCUGAUCCCCAGGCCAUGCAGAGCUGCAGCUGGCAUUACAGCGAGAUGUCUGCUUCCACUGUCUGCAGACCUGACUGACAAGACAGACUUUUUCAUCCUCAAAUCAUAGUUUUCAACAGAUUUGUAACUUAUAAUUUAUUUAUUAACAUUUUCUCUCAUGUACAAUAUGUUGAUGGAUAUAUUCUUUAUUUUGUAACCCUCCACCCCUCUUUAUAUAACUCCUGCCUUUUGGUUCCUCCACCUGCCCGGAUGUUGUUACUGAUGGUUCAAGGUGUGUGUUCAUGUGUGUGUUCAUGUGUGUGUGUGUGUGUGUGUGUGUGUGUGUGUGUGUGUCUAUGUAAGACUCAGGAGCUGGCGAGUGUGUGCUACCAGGAUGAUACUUCCCUGUCUACACAAACACACCCAUUGCUAUUACCCGAUCCCUCUCAUUCAUCUGUCCCCGUUCUGAUGUCUGUCUCCUCUCAUUCUUCAUCUUAUGCUGGGAGUACGAAUGUGUAUGUGUGUGUGUGUGUGUGUGUGUGUGUGUGUGUGUGUGUGUGUGUGUGUGUGUGUGUGUGUGUGUGUGUGUGUGUGUGUGUGUGUGUGUGUGUGUGUGGGUGUGUUUGUGUGGGUGUGGGUGUGUAUGCUUAUGUGUGUCUCUGCAUACUGUAUAUGUAUGUUUGCUGUGUGCCUAAAUGUUUUUUGCAGAAUGUGAGCGUGUUUGCAACUGUAUCAAGCAGGCAUGUCUUGUCCACAUUUGUGUGUACGUAUGAAUGCGCGUGUGUGUGGUCUCCAAGUAGCUCAGUGGCCUUUCACGCUGUUCAUGAACUUGACAAGAGCAUUUCAAGAGGACACAGUCACUGCUCAUCCACAUCUAGCCUAUACUAGCAUCAGCUGACAGCUGUGCUCUCUCUCCGUCUCUCCCUCCUACUCUCUCCCACCUCCACACACACACACACACACACACACACACACACACACACACACACACACACACACACCAGUCAGAGAAUGGAGCUUCCUCCGUGUUGGUGGUAGUUCAAGACAGACCGUCCUUGGCAACGCGCUGCACCUACUGUACCCCCAGCAGAGGUAUUUAGAGGAAAUACUGCAUUCACCGAAGCAAAGCCUGUAUGUGUAACACCAGAAAAAUGGCUUUAAAGUCAAUAUCAAUUUAAAAAAUCUGUGUAUCCCACUGCUUCUCUCAAAACAUAACCUGAAGACGACGUCAUCUUUUAUACUAUACUUGCAAGAUGUCUGAAAAAAUUACUAGUCGCCACCUGCCUUGCUUUUGUAGUGCAAAUUGAUAAAUGUACAACAAUGCAUGCAUGUGUACUGUAAUAUCUUAGUUGUGCAUUAAAUCUGAAAGCAAAAAAAAAGCUUCAGAAGCACAUGUUAAGUUUUGAUAGGAGCAGUGUCUCGAGAGAAGCCAUUUUGGUACUGAUCAUGAAGCUGGAAUUAAACAGCGGAGUCAAAAUUUCUUUUGUGGACUCUUAUUGAUCUUCGCUGGGUGUUAAAUGAAAGUCCAAGCAACCUGAAAGGAAUUCACUUGAAUUCAUUGGAAGGCUUUUGGUGAAAUGAUGCAAGUCUGUUGUAGUGUAGUAGCAAGCAGUGGCCUGGAUCGCGGCAAGGAUUUACCGCCUCGUCUCCAUUCCUCAGCUUCUCCUCCAACUAUCCAAGACCCUCAGUGACAGACAGACAGACAGACAGACAGACAGAAACACCAGUCACAAUUUGUCUAUUUUUUAUAGUCAAAGGAAGACACUGGGUUUUUCUGUGUGUGUGUGUCUCAAAACCAGUGUUUGUUUGCAUGCGUGCACACGAAUGAAUGCUCAUCGGACUGUGUGAACAUGUGUGCACAUCCGCCUCCCUCCACAAGCUGGGAUGGGAUGGCUGAGCCUGUUGCCAUCGGUAACAACUUCCAGGGGGCAGGGAGGUUCGCUGUUGUUUUUCUGUCCGACAGCGUUUCUCAAACUAUGGACUGGAACUCCAACUCGACUGUAGGCUCAUUUCUGGUGUUUCCCCACAUUAUUACAAGAGCACAGUCUAAUGUGCCCGCACCCUGCGAGGCAGAACAAUGUAUUUUCAUUUCAUUUUGGUCCCAGACUGAAAAAGAUUCAAGAAGCUCUGCUGUAUGCCAUCAGCCUGGUGACGGUGCCCUGCGUCACCCUGUUAGUCCGCAGCAUGCUACAGCAUGCCAAGCUACUCUCUCUCUAUAGUUUGACUCUUUCUUUCUUUCUUUCUUUCUUUCUUUCUUUCUUUCUUUCUUUCUUUCUUUCUUUCUUUUUAUGUUUCUGGGAAUUACAUCUGUUUUGUUUUUGAGUUAUGUGGAGAAAAU
This is a messenger RNA of Perca fluviatilis (European perch), 6491 nucleotides long. RefSeq names its product junctophilin 3b (gene jph3b). The record is from RefSeq and is a predicted model, not a curated record. Gene Ontology annotation, cellular component: plasma membrane; junctional membrane complex; endoplasmic reticulum membrane. NCBI's taxonomy places the organism in Eukaryota, Metazoa, Chordata, Actinopteri, Perciformes, Percidae. The transcript has 6 exons. Gene Ontology annotation, biological process: regulation of synaptic plasticity. The coding region runs from base 1417 to 3834 and encodes 805 amino acids.